CAAAAACCAGAAGAACACUGUUGCUCUUAGCGGAUGGAGCCAGAGGAGUUACAAGUUAAACCUUGAUUGCCUGGAUCUGUGAGAAUUCAGCAUGGAAUGUCUCUACUGUUGCCUGGGAUUUCUGCUUCUGGCUGCAAGACUGCCACUUGAUGCUGCCAAACGUGUUCAUGAUGUGCUGAGCAAUGAAAGACCUUCUGGUUAUAUGCAGGAGCACAAGCAAUUAAAUGGCUGGUCAUCAGAUGAAAAUGACUGGAAUGAAAAACUCUAUCCAGUGUGGAAGAGGGGAGACUCGAGGUGGAAAAACUCUUGGAAAGGAGGCCGUGUGCAGGCACUUCUGACCAGUGAUGCACCAGCACUGGUGGGCUCAACUAUAACAUUUGCAGUGAACCUGGUAUUCUCCAGAUGCCAACAGGAAGAUGCCAGUGGCAACAUAGUCUAUGAGAAGAACUGCAGAAAUGAUACUGGUCCAUCUCCUGACCCGUAUGUUUACAACUGGACGGCAUGGACAGAGGACAGUGACUGGGGAAAUGGCACCAGACACGGCCAUCACGGGAAGCCUUUCCCGCACCCCCCGAAAUGGAAUUUCGUCUAUGUGUUCCACACACUGGGUCAGUAUUUCCGGAAACUGGGACAGUGUUCAGUGAGAGUUUCUAUAAACACAGCCAAUGUGACUCUUGGCCCUCAAAUCAUGGAAGUAACUGUCUAUAGAAGACAGCGACGGGCAUACGUUCCCAUAGCAAAAGUGAAAGAUGUGUAUGUGGUAACAGAUCAGAUUCCUGUAUUUGUGACUAUGUCCCAGAAGAACAAUCGAAAUUCAUCUGAUGAAACCUUCCUCAAGGACCUCCCCAUUACGUUUGAUGUCCUGAUUCAUGAUCCCAGCCACUUCCUCAAUGAGUCUGCCAUUUUCUACAAGUGGAACUUUGGGGAUAAUACUGGUCUGUUUGUUUCCAACAAUCACACUUUGAACCACACCUAUGUUCUCAAUGGAACCUUCAGCCUCAACCUCACUGUGCAAGCUACAGUGCCUGGACCUUGUCCUUCACCUUCACCCAGACCUCCAAAAACCACCCCUUCUUUGGACUCUCCAGUACCUGCUGGUGACAAUGCCCUGGAGCCGAGGGAGAUUCCUGAUAAAAACUGCUAUAUUAACAGAUACGGCUACUUUAAAGCCACCAUCACAAUUGUAGAGGGAAUUCUAGAGGUUAACAUCAUCCAGGUGACAGCUGUCCUGAUGCCCGUGCCACAGCCUGACAACCCCCUGGUGGAUUUCAUCGUGACCUGCCAAGGGAGCAUCCCCACAGAGGUCUGUACCGUCGUCUCCGACCCCACCUGCCAGGUCACCCAGAACACAAUCUGCGACCCUGUGGACAUGGACCUGGGUGACAUGUGCUUGCUGACAGUGAGAAGAGCCUUUGGUGGGUCUGGGACAUACUGUAUGAACCUCACUCUGGGUGAUGAUGCAAGCCUGGCCCUUACAAGCACCCUCGUCUCUAUUCCUGGAAGAGACCCAGCCUCCCUUUUAAGAAUGGCAAAUGGUACCCUGGUCUUCGUUGGCUGCAUGGCCAUAUUUGUCACUGUGAUCGCCCUUUUGGUGUACAAAAAACACAAGGAAUACAAACCAAUAGAAAACAGCACUGGGAUCGUGGUCAGAGGCAAAGGCCUGAAUGUUUUCCUCAAUUGUGCAAAGACGUUCUUCCCCGGAUACCAGGAAAAAGAUCCACUGCUCAAGAACCAACUGGGAAUUCUUUAAGUCUUCUGCCUUACUUCUGACCAAUAGCUCACUCUUCAGCGCCAUUUAUGUCAGCUAUGCUAGAGUGGAUGACGAUUAACUUUUUAAAAAGGUGAUUGUAAAAUAUAUAUUGUGGUUUAGGGAGGUCCAAUUUUUAUUAUAGGUUAAAUGACAUUUUAGAGAGGUGGAGGGGAAUUAAACUACACACAGCCUCACCCAUGUUAUAUUAACUGAUAAAACCAGUUAGCAGCACUUUCUUUCGUGACGGUUUAUGUUUCACUUAUAAUGUCUUAGGUGAUUAGUAGGAUAAAUACACUGUAUCCAGAGUAGCAGAGGAAGGUACUUUCGUUAGAGUCUGACCUAGGUUAACUGGAAGGAGAGGCUGGAUGUGUUCUAGCUUUCCAUAUGACCAUAUGCAUAAAACCAGUGUAUUCCUGUUCUGAAGGUCAUGUUCCAAGCUACCUGAAUCCUAUGUCAAUGAACAUGCAUGACCUCCCAACAGAACACUAACAGGUAAGCCUUUAGUAGGCUGUGCAUGCUUGUUAUACUAAAAGAAAAAAUACUAAUCUAAUAAAUGAUUGUGAAUAUGUUUGUGACCACCUGCCGAGCCCAAAUGUGUAAAGGAACGGUACUCAUUCAUUCAUUUUUCCCAUGGACAUUUAUGUAGCACUUUCUGUAUACCAGGCAUGUUGCUAAGUACAUGGCCCUGUACUCAGAGUGUUGACAUUCUUGUGGAUAUAUCUGAAUUUCUGUACACUCUGGCACCAUAGUUGAAAAUUAGAGUUGAAAUUAUAUAUUACGAUUUUCCAAAGAAGGAGGCCCCUGGUUUUCCUACUGGUUUCUCUAUUCAAAUGAUACAGAAACUUAAUCACCAAGGAUUUUACUUUCAUUUGUAACUGAAGCUAC
Messenger RNA from Balaenoptera ricei (Rice's whale), 2635 nucleotides. RefSeq names its product glycoprotein nmb (gene GPNMB). NCBI's taxonomy places the organism in Eukaryota, Metazoa, Chordata, Mammalia, Artiodactyla, Balaenopteridae. Gene Ontology annotation, biological process: cell adhesion. Bases 92 to 1750 code for a protein of 552 amino acids. Gene Ontology annotation, molecular function: integrin binding. The transcript has 11 exons. The record is from RefSeq and is a predicted model, not a curated record.